This is a messenger RNA of Xiphophorus hellerii (green swordtail), 3887 nucleotides long. RefSeq lists its product as uncharacterized. The transcript has 6 exons. NCBI's taxonomy places the organism in Eukaryota, Metazoa, Chordata, Actinopteri, Cyprinodontiformes, Poeciliidae. Bases 1256 to 3430 code for a protein of 724 amino acids. The record is from RefSeq and is a predicted model, not a curated record.
ACCUCUCCCUGCCUCUGCGUGGCUCGCAUCUCUCCUCCCAUCGGUGAGUGGGCUGCAGGUCCAACGCGCUCUCCGUCAUCCGGCUGGCUGAGCGCACCGGAGGCGACUGGCGGACUGACUGCGGAAAGAUGCGUCGAUGCGCCCCGCAGAGCCGCGGCGGAUGAGGCGCGGCGCAGCGGCCGCAGGAGCCGGAGUAACGGGUCCUGGGUGUGUGGUUACCCCGCUCUCUGACUGAUCGGACCGGACGCUGAUUUGACUGAUUCUGUGGCGCAGGCCGACUGGAAAUGAUGCGAUCCCAGUUCAGGAUGUUCCACCAGCUUCCUCUGUAAACAAUGAAGAUGUGGAAGGACCUUGAAUAAAUGCUAAUGAACUAAAAUCCCGAACAUCUGAUCAGCCUCGUUGCUUUCACUGCCCGAUUGGCCCUGAGAGACGCGAGUCCAGCUGACAGAGAGGUCAGAAAACAGCGUCACGGCGCAUCGGCGUGGAAGAAAACAAAAUCCUCAUUACCUCCACUCUCAUCAGCGGAGACAGCAGGACACGUAACCUGCUUGUUCCUCUGCGUUUACUCAGCGACUGGAGCUUUUCCACCAUCAGAGGGAACUGCCAAGAUGCAAGAUUAAAAAGAUCAGCUCAUUGUUUUGGUUUUAUUGUUGUCGGAGUUUCCAAAAGGGACGUUUCGUCACGCACAGAGUGUUUUGUCUGAAUUAUUGGAGCUGCCGUGCUUUGAAUUGAGAUUAGAUUACUGACUCUGGCAGCGUUUCUUCUCACAAAUGAGAAUUCAGCUCAACCUGAAAAUCACAGCACUGAGUCAAACCAGCCAAAUUAGUUGAAAAACUUGUUCCCCUCCUCGCCUGUGGGGGCGCUGCACCAAGAACGACUGAAAGAAACGACACAAAAACCUUUGAAGAGGAGCGUCCUUCACAAAGUGUAAACAAAAACGGAGAAGUUUCUCUUUUGUCUUUAGAAAAAUACCACAAGCCAUUUUACCCUCUAGCGCUACAUUCUUGUUUGUUUUGGUUGAAACAAACAAGAGUACCCAGAAUGCCCUGCACUGUUUUCCACUUCCUGCUUUUGGAGCGGCCUUCCGUCCGCUUGGUGUUCAUAUAUGCAUUCAAACACGUCCAACCAAACCGAGGAGGUUUUUAGGUUCGCUUUUUGUGGUCCGCAUCAGACAACCGAACCGAACUUUCUAAGCAAAAGAACUGAUUAAAACGAACUAAACAGGCUGGUGUGAGGAAACAACCAUAAAACUUAGAUGAGGCCAACAACGGGCGCCAUGCUUCAGCAGAACAACAACAACAACUACCCCUGCCUGGGCAUGUCGGACUGCCCCCGGGAGAUGCUCCAGAGGUGCUCCAGAACCUCGCUGCCCUUCCCCAGCCGAGUCGAGCUGGGCCUGGGAGACCUGCCGCUGAUCCGCGGCCUCCGAGCCUGGGCGCUGUGCUCCAGGAACCGCCGCAAAGCCGGCGGUCUGCUCGGUGGAGGUAAACCCCCGACUGCCCCGCCGCUGGGAGGUAAAGGGACGUCGACGUCCUGCCCGAGGCCUGCCGACGUGUACCUGAGCGGAUAUGGUUUGCCGCUGGGCGUCGACGCCCGGCAGGCCGGGAUCGGCGCGCUGGUAACGGUCGCCACGUUGAAGACGUCGGAAGGUGGCGGGAAGACGCAAACGCAAUGCCUGUUCCUCCGGACGGAGAAGGGGAGCUGUUUAUACUCAACCGCCAAGCCCGGUUCCGGUUCGACUUCCAGCACGGUCGGACAGUGGUUGAGAGGAAAGCGAGAAGGAUUAGGAGGAGGAAGUGCGGAGCCGCCGCCAACAGAGGCCGCAGCGAACCGGGUCAGGGUGCGGUCCGGCCGGAGGUGGAGGAAGUCCGGCAUCGGCCGGGAAAGGAGCUGCAAAACGGCUGAAGGAAAGCAGUCGGAGCGAGUCGAUGUUCCACCCGAAACUCGCACUCGAAAAAACAGCCAGGAUGAUCGAGAGGAAGCCGAAAGUCCGACAAGAAGAACGGCGACUGAGCUGGACCUGGACGGGAAGGAAGCAGAGGAGUUGGACUCCAAAAACGACUCAGCUGUUGAUGGAGAGAAAGGAUCCGAAAGACUUCCGGAGAGGCAAAAUUCCCCCAUUUCUGGCUGUAAAUCCAAACAAAACGAAGCAGAACCGGAGUCCUCCUUUCCUUUAGGGGGCGCUGGACCAAAUGCAGAAGAAGAAAUACAGUUAAAUGGUGUGGAGUCCUCCAAUCCUAUUGGGGGCGCUGGACAAUACGCAGAAGAGAUACAGUGGACUUCUGUCAAGUCCUCCAUUCCCGUAAGGAGCGCUGAACGAAACCCAGAAGAAGAAACGGAGCGGGAAGUACAGUUGAAUUCUGUAGAGUCCUCCAUUCCUGUAGGGGGUGCUGAUCAGGACGUAAUCCAGGUCUGUAUAAACCUGGAUCACCAAAACCAACGUAAAGUUGAACAUGAAGAGGAAACAAAUAUUGGCAGCGAUGAGGAAACCAGAGAACCUCAUAUUUUCCAAAAACGUGAAGAAAACAACAAUUUUCAGGAGGAGGAAGAGGUUUUCUGUUCGCCUGUCAGACAGAAAAAUCUCUCAAUUUCUGAGAAAUCAGAGAAAGUCAAGGAUGAGUGCACCUGCGGGAAGCUGGAGGAUGAAGAGGAAAACGCAUCAACCUUGGUUUUUAAUGCCUCCUCUAAUCCUGCCCCUUCUCUGGCUUCCAUGGCGACCAGUGGGGAGGAAGAGGAGGAGGAGGAGAAAGACGGCCAAAAACAGAGAAGGAGUCCAAGUGGAGAGCUGGAGGAGAAGGCAGAGGAGGUGAGGGUCUCCUCCACUGAGGAGGAAGAGGAGGAUGAGUUCGGGGUCUUCAUGCAGGCGGAGGGAGACCUGGCCUGGAGCGACGGGGUCAACAUGUCCGCCUCGGAAACUUCUGGGAGCAGAGCGAGAAUUGCAGGUGGAGACGACACCUGGACGGCCUUCCCUCAGGAGCCGACAGGUGAGAGUGGAGAUGGCGUGGAGCGAUGGUGGCCGGCCAACGCCGUGGAGGCGAGGAAAGCUGGACCGCCAACCAAUCACAGCCUGGUGGCAGUCUUUGCUGAAGCCUUCCCCUCGCUGUCCAGUGUUUCCCCUGGUGACCCCUGUGACCUGGAAGCCGUUCCCACGCUGACGCAGCUCCUCCGCGGCCGAGCCAGACAGGAUCAAGGGCUUUUGGACUCUUUCCAUGAUCUGAACAAAAUGAUCGACCAGAGCCACAAGAAAUCCAGCAGCGCGUCUCAGAACCUGGUCGUCCAAACCCUGCAGCUGCAGCCGCCGCUUCCUGAAAGCAGAUCUACUUCCUGGUCGACGAACCGCCACCUGUCCCCAGGCCUCUCCUCGGCCAAUCAGCACGCGGCCGCCAAGCGCCGGCUGUCCUACGACUACAACAGAAACGUCGUGGCGUGACGCUGCGGCGCGCGUUUAAGGAUCAUGUUUCCCUUGUUUGCACUCCGGUUAAUUUACUCACAGAGGACUGAGAGACGCUCUCCGGAAAACGGAGCGGCCGCUGCUCCAGAAACGACGUAGACGGGCGGAGCGUCUUUGUUUCCCUCCAUCCGCCAUCUUGUUCCUCAUGUUCCUCAUCCUGAGGUGACCUGUUGACCCCAGCAGACCCACGGCGCUCGCCACCAUGUUGAGAAAACAGACGAGCAGAAAUAUUAACAAAAUUACAUCCCAAUAAAUCAAAUGGGAUUUUCUCCAUUAUGGUUCUAAAUUAUCAUUAACAAAACCUCUUUAUUGAAGAUGUUGCUACUUUUUAAAAUGUUUUAUUGUUUUAUCACAAACUGCAACAUCAGUGGGAGAAAAUACAUGAAUUAGUUUAAAAGAUAAAUUAAUUUUUUAAAAAUAAUGAAAAAACAUAUAU